AUGUUCUCACUCCGGGCAGCUACGAGUGGCGCAAGAGGCCUGCGCGCCUUCUCCACAGCUCGCGCAAUGCAAGCCGAGCUGGCAUAUCAGGUAUUCGGACCGGAAAACGGCCAAGCUGUCCGAAAACCCAUCCUAAUCCUGCACGGCCUGUUUGGAUCAAAACAAAACAACAGAAGUAUUGGAAAGGCAUUGGCACGGGAUCUGAAGUGUCAGAUCUUUGCUCUGGAUUUGCGGAACCAUGGCCAAUCGUUCCAUGCGCCAGAGCACAAUUACAGUGUCAUGGCCGAAGACGUGCAGGAGUUCAUUGACCAGCAGAAACUGGACAAGUGCGUCUUGAUUGGGCACUCCAUGGGUGCCAAGGCUGCAAUGGCAGUAGCUCUCCGUUCGCCGGAGCGUGUCUCAGCACUGAUUCCUGUUGACAAUGCGCCGGUCAACGCUGCGUUGAAAAGUGACUUCCCCAAAUACGUCAGGGGCAUGCAGAAAGUGGAGGCGGAAAGGGUCUCCAAGCAAUCCGAUGCUAGCAAGAUCCUCGAAGAUUACGAAGAGUCGCUUCCUAUUCGCCAGUUUCUUCUUACGAACCUGAUCAGGUCAGAGGAAGACAAUACGUUGAAGUUCCGUGUGCCGCUUUCGGUCAUUGGUCGGUCAUUGGACAACAUGGCCGACUUCCCCUUUAAGGAAUCGCACAAUCUCCAAUACACCGGACCCACGCUCUUUGUUCGCGGUACCAAGUCCGGAUACGUGUCUGAUGAUACUGUACCGGCUAUCAAGAAAUUUUUCCCUAAUGCCAAGAUUGCAGAUGUUGAGGCUGGUCACUGGCUGAUCUCCGAGAACCCCGAAGCGUUCCGCCAAGGUAAGGUCCUUUGUUCGUUAAACGUGAGUCACGUGCUAAUACCACGUAACCAGCGGUGGUUAAGUUCUUGGAAUGAGAAAUCGUGA
Messenger RNA from Penicillium olsonii, 936 nucleotides. The record is from the annotation of a GenBank genome assembly. Lineage: Eukaryota; Fungi; Ascomycota; Eurotiomycetes; Eurotiales; Aspergillaceae.